AUGCGGUCUCCGUUCGUUCUUCUUAUAGUCCUAAACUUACUAACCGUUGUAUGUGAUGCUGUUCGCCUCUUCACGGAGAAAGGGUUGCGAGACAACACUUUCUUUUAUCACAAUGGUGAUGGAGGUCAUGCUUAUCAUUUUAACUUGGGCACCCAUACCUCAAUUUAUUUCAAAUGUGUUCAAUACGAAAAACUGAAGUGCCCUGGGAGAGCCAUACUGCGUUUGGAAGGAGGUUUCCGCCAUUCUCAAGCCCACAAUCACCUGCCAGACCCCGACCUGGUCGGAGAACGCCAUUUCAGAGCCAACGUACUCGAUCAAGUUAGGAAUGCUCGUCAUGUGUCUUUCCAAGAUAUUAUUGACCAGGCCCGGCGUGACCGACGGUAUUCAAGAACUGUGAGGCGCAGAAUGAAUUUGCGAAGAUUGCGAACCCCAAUGUACCGAGCUCGCAUGGCCUCCUUUCCACCGGUGCCACUAACACUACGGGAGUUGACUCAAGUUCUUCUGGGGCACCCUAGAGUUUCGCAGACAGUGGACGGAGCUGAAAAUAUGUAUGCAGGCAUCUAUGGUUCUGCUCUCAUUCAGGUCAUUCCAAUAGCUUGGAUUCUGAUGGAAAACAAGACAAGGGAAGGAUACAGGGCAGUCUUUGCACUGUUGAAGCACCUGUGCCCAAAUCUGAACCCACAGAGAAUCAUCACGGACUGGGAGCUGGCACAGCAGCAGGCAUGGCAAGAAGCCUUCCCAAACGCUACACUUCAAGGAUGUUUGUGGCAUCUGUGUCGAGCAUUCAUUAAGAAGGCAAACAAACUUCGAGUCCUGAGGUUUCGCCGACAUUUUCCACAGGUCCUGAAUUUUAUCCGAAUGGCAUGUGUAAUCUGUCUCUUGCCUGAAGAAUUAUUUGAUGAAGCUCUAGAUGUCCUUAGAGCAAGGGCCCGAGGCAUAGAUUUCAUUUCUGCAUUCAUUUUGCGUGGUUUCUUCACUUAUGUUGAGAGGAAGUGGCUGGGGAACCAAUAUCGUAGGACAUGGAUGAACUUUUACAGAUGUAUGAUUCGGACAAAUAACUCAUGUGAGAGCCACAACAGGAUGCUUCGGAAAGCUGUUGGCGCCUAUCGUCCAAAUAUAUAUGCCUUUAUUGAAGCUAUAGCGCGCCUGGAACACAACGCUCACCUUGACUAUGUUCACAUGAGAGAUGGGGGGGAUGCGAGAAGUACUCGUAGGUGGCAGUCAGUUCUUGCUGAUAGAUAUAUCAAUGCUCUCACCAGAGACUUGGAAGACGACCUAUUUUAUGACAGGGAUGAGACCAUCUGGAAUUUCUUGGAUAGAGCGUCGAGCCUUGUUUAAGGUCUGUUCCAUGAAAAUGUCAGAGGAGUUUUGGAGCAGGGCAAUGUGAGGCAGCACUGAGUAAUAUCAU
This is a messenger RNA of Thrips palmi, 1408 nucleotides long. RefSeq lists its product as uncharacterized. The record is from RefSeq and is a predicted model, not a curated record. NCBI's taxonomy places the organism in Eukaryota, Metazoa, Arthropoda, Insecta, Thysanoptera, Thripidae. Bases 1 to 1338 code for a protein of 445 amino acids. The transcript is spliced from 5 exons.